UGUUGUGUUUCAACUAGACUAGACAGUCUGGGAAUAUUUUCCCAUUGAAAUGUAAUGGUUAAGACCAAAGGCAAAAUUAUUGUAGUGGAAAUUGUUCAUAGUGUUAUAAAUAAGCAACUAUUACUGUUUUUAUUGAUUUAAAGUACAUAUUAAUGCCUUGAACCAAGAACACAGUAGGUCACCUGUUCUGCUAAAUAGGAUGGAACAACAAAACUCAGAAGAUUCUACGGCACCACAAACUGUCAGAUGCUCAGAUUUCGCUCUCAAAGCUAGCAAUCCUUCAAAACUGUUUGCCCUUUAUUCCUCUCUCGGUGAUCUCAAUGCCACGAAGCUCCAACACAAAGUCAACAGAUAUAUUGAAGAUGAAACCAGUGUAAAACAGGCAUUUUUUAUCUUCUUAGACCAAACAUCACAAGAUGGCAUCAUCCAAGUCAUAAGUGACAAGGAACUUGAUAAGGACUUUAGAUUUGUUGUGACCGAGACAGCUUUCAAGCAGUGUAUCUUUACCUCCCAAUCAGCUGAAGUGGACCCCACCCAGCUGGGCCCUGACUUGCUACGUGUCGUCUGCACAGCUGGCGUAGUAGACAACCUGUAUUGUGUGCCUGUUCACCACCCUGUACGUGGUCUAGUGCUGUUGUACUGUCUGGGUGGAUACAGCCCUGGCUUAGAGUACAACUAUAGUCUGUACGUCACUGAAUGUCUAAGGCAUUGUUUGGGGACAAUCUUGAACACUUUAGCUUAUGAAGAACAGAAAAGGCUACAUUUACGGUGCUAUUCAUUGCUGAAAGGAGCAAGAAACUUAAUAACACAUCUGGGAGAUGUAACUGACUUGUUGAGAGAGAUAAUGACGGAGGCUCGCAAGUUGACCAAUGCAGAGAGGUGUUCGUUGUUUCUGUUGGACGAACAAGGGGAUCUCGAAUCCAAGGUUUUUGAUGGCUUCAAGGCUGGGGAGCCUGUGACCGAGGUGAAGAUCAAGUCAGGCCAGGGCAUUGCUGGCCAUGUAGCUCAGUCAGGAGUCCUAGUCAACAUUAGAGAUGCAUACAAUCAUCCAUUGUUUUAUAGAGAAGUCGACAAACACACUGGUUUCCGCACAAGAAACAUUUUGUGUUUCCCCAUCGUAGACGAGUCCCGCGUCAUCGGUGUCGCAGAGCUCGUGAACAAAGUUGACGGAACACACUUUGACCAGUUUGACGAGGAAGUGGCGAUGGCGUUCAGUGUCUAUUGUGGCAUUAGCAUCAUGCACAGUUUGGUGUAUAAGAAGGUGCAGGAUGCACAGGCGCGCAGCAAACUGUCCAACGAACUCAUGAUGUACUACAUGAAGGUGAGUGAUGAAGAUGUGCAGAGGGUUUUGGACUGCAAAGUUCCCCAUGAUCUGCCCAAUUUUACCGAUUUCAAUUUUAAUCCACGCAAUAUACCCAUAAGUGAAACCCCUUGUCUUUGCCUGAAGAUGUUUGAAGACAUGGGAUUCAUCAAACAUUUCAACAUUCCUGUUCACACGUUGUUAAGGUUCAUCCUCUAUGCCCAAAGAGGGUACAGGGAUACACCUUACCACAACUGGUCUCACGCUUUUGCAGUUCUUCAUUUUGCCUUCAUUGUGAUGAAAAACUGCCGGAUCAUGGAAAGGAAACAUUUAACGCCACUAGAGGGGCUGGCGUUGUUGGUGUCUGCAAUGUGUCACGACAUUGACCACCGAGGCACAACCAACCAGUUCCAGCUACGGUCGGGCAACUCACUCGCUCGGCUCUACAGCUCUGAGGGUUCCGUUAUGGAGAGGCACCAUGUUUCACAGACAAUGUGUAUUCUCAACACUGAAGGCUGCAACAUCGUCGCUCACUUGGACGAAACAGCGUUCAAACAGUUCAUCGACCUAAUCAGCGAGAUGAUACUUGCCACAGACAUGGUGGUGCAUUUCAAAAUGUUGCCGGAAGAGAAGCAAAUGUCCGUGUCGGGAUUUGACGAGAGCCGAGACCGUCAUCGAGAGCUGCUCAGAGGCCUUAUCAUCUCUUGUGCUGACAUCAGCGAUCAGACGAAGGACUGGACCAUGUGUCGACGUGUUGCGAAGUUAAUCUACGAUGAGUUCUUCACUCAGGGUGACAUGGAGAAGGCUAUGGGGGUAGACCCCAUGGACAUGAUGGACAGGGAUAAGGCCAAAAUCCCAGAUCUCCAAGUAGAGUUCCUAUCUCAUGUAGUCAGUCCUGUCUACGAUGUGCUCGUAUCUCUCUACCCAGAGGCUAAGGCAUGCCAAGAGCAGAUAAGGCUCAACCUGGAAUGUUGGCAGAAGGCUAUUCCUUACUUCCAAGACCAGACCAGGAGUGGCAAGUCUGCCAUCGAGAUAUUAUCUGACUCUGGCUUGGACGACAUAUUACACUCGACAGAAGAGUGACAUACAGAUUAAAUUUCAGUAUUUGAAAAGUUUGAUCACAUCUUGCAUGCAGUGAGGAUUUUUUAAAAGCAGGAACUUGUGAGACGGAUACCUUAGUUAACCCUACUGGUAAGUGCUUCAUUUGAUUUUGUUUUGUUCAAACACAUUCAUAGCAUUGUAUAUGUUGUCAUAGCAGGCAGUUGUAUUAAUAGUGCAAAAAUGAUUAAAUUGUGACAAAGAAUAGAACCCAUUUGGCACUGUAAACUUAUUUUUAAGGACUUUUUGUGAGGCAGGUUAACUUGAAUGGGAAAGUACACUCUAGCACAAGAACCCCAAAACUUAGUAAUCUUAAAACUAUGUAAAAAUUAGGACAUUUCACUGUCAUUGGCAGCAAUUUGGACAGAGAGUUGUCUUCAGACGCAACCCAAUAACUGAAAAUUCUAAUUUUAGUGUAUAGUGUCCAGUUUUGGGUUUCUUGUGGUAGUGGACUAUUUCCCACUCAAGUAAAGCAGCCAUCUUCACAAAAAACCUCUUAAAUCUAGACUCUUGUGCUCUAUGUGUAACAACUAAAAUUUAUUUUGACUUUACCCUAAACCAUUGACUAUUGGACACUAAAUUAGACAUCCCAUAUAUGUGGACCAGCUGUCGCUAAAUUUUUAUUUAAAAAGAACGUAGUUGUGUGAGCCAGACACAGAAUGCGCUCGUGCCUAAAAUUCUAUUUUCUACCUUAUUUUUUCUUAACAUAGUUUAUGGGUCAUAACAGUUGCUAUAGCUCACAAAAAGUUGUUUCAUCGGUUUGACUAGGUAAAAAGUUUGUGUAUCCGACAGUAAGUUACAUCAGCACAAACUGUCGGUGGUUCCCAUAGACUACAACGACUUUGAUAAAAAACUUUUGACAACUUAAAAAUGGGGAUGGAAUGUCUAGUUUGAUCAGUAGUCAAAUCCUAACCUAACCACAUUGCAUUUUGUACCAGAU
Molecule: messenger RNA, 3338 nt
Organism: Macrosteles quadrilineatus (aster leafhopper)
Lineage: Eukaryota; Metazoa; Arthropoda; Insecta; Hemiptera; Cicadellidae
Product: cGMP-dependent 3',5'-cyclic phosphodiesterase-like
Exons: 16
Coding region: 200-2383 (727 amino acids)
Biological process (GO): positive regulation of gene expression; regulation of mitochondrion organization; negative regulation of receptor guanylyl cyclase signaling pathway
Cellular component (GO): mitochondrial outer membrane; synaptic membrane; perinuclear region of cytoplasm
Molecular function (GO): protein homodimerization activity; 3',5'-cyclic-GMP phosphodiesterase activity; 3',5'-cGMP-stimulated cyclic-nucleotide phosphodiesterase activity
Source: RefSeq, a predicted model, not a curated record